AUGAAAGCUGUACUAUUUUUAUUUCUAACAAUACUUAGUAUUAGUAAUGGGAUGCGACUUCAAGCUGUGCGGGUUAAAGGUCAAUUAAAGUGUGGUGAUAAGCCAGCAUCAGGUGUUAAGGUUAAACUGUGGGAUGAAGAUGAUGGACCGGAUCCGGAUGAUGUAUUGGAUGAAGGUGAAACAGAUAGGAAUGGUAAUUUUAAUCUUGAAGGUAGUACCCGAGAAUUAACGAGUAUUGAUCCAGUACUUAAAAUUUAUCAUGAUUGUGAUGAUGGCAUUAAACCUGGCAAAAGAAAGAUUAAGCUACGUAUACCAAAACAAUAUAUUUCUGGCGGUUCGACUGCAAAGAAAGCAUUUGACGUUGGUGUACUGAAUUUGGAGACAAUAUUCCCAAAAGAGGAACGUGACCUAAUAUGA
Brugia malayi is the source of this 417-nucleotide messenger RNA. RefSeq lists its product as uncharacterized. NCBI's taxonomy places the organism in Eukaryota, Metazoa, Nematoda, Chromadorea, Rhabditida, Onchocercidae. The transcript has 3 exons. Gene Ontology annotation, cellular component: cell surface. The coding region runs from base 1 to 417 and encodes 138 amino acids. The record is from RefSeq and is a predicted model, not a curated record.